AUGGCAGGGGCCCAGCAGGUGUUUGAGACACCGUCUCAGUCCUCUCGCUUCGUCUACACAUCAGACCGCCAUCCCCGCGAGACCCUGGAGAUGAUCAACAUCCUGCGCCGACAGCGGGAGCUCUGCGACGUCGUCAUCGUCGUCAACGACAACAAGAUCUACGCCCAUCGGAUCAUCCUGUCUGCGUGCAGUCCGUACUUCCGGGCCAUGUUCACGGGCGAGCUGGCCGAGAGUCGGCAGACAGAGGUCACCAUACGGGACAUUGACGAGCGAGCCAUGGAACAACUCAUUGACUUUGCUUACACGUCGACGAUCACCGUUGAAGAGAGCAACGUACAGACGUUGCUCCCCGCUGCCUGCCUGCUGCAGCUUUCAGAGAUCCAGGAAGCGUGCUGUGAAUUCCUCAAACGGCAGUUGGACCCUUCGAACUGUCUCGGUAUCCGGGCGUUUGCUGACACGCACGCCUGUCGAGAUUUGCUUAGAGUGGCUGAUAAAUUCACACAACAGAAUUUCUUGCAGGUCAUGGAAAGCGAGGAGUUUAUGUUGCUACCAGUCAAUCAGCUGAUGGAAAUCACCGGCAGCGAUGAGCUGAACGUACGCAGUGAAGAACAGGUCUACAGCUCCGUCAUAUCUUGGGUCAAAUACAACAUCCCUGAAAGAAGAGGGGAAUUGGCUAAGGUUCUGCAACACGUCCGACUUCCCCUGUUGAACCCCAAGUUCCUAGUUGGUACAGUCAGCACAGAUCUCCUGAUCCGUAGCGACGAGGCCUGUCGAGACCUGGUGGAUGAGGCCAAGAACUACCUGCUCCUACCCCAGGAGAGACCCUUGAUGCAGGGGCCCCGGACGCGGCCAAGGAAACCCAUCCGGUGUGGUGAGGUGCUCUUUGCAGUUGGUGGUUGGUGCAGCGGCGAUGCCAUCUCAAGCGUCGAACGCUUUGAUCCGCAGAGCGUGGAGUGGCGGAUGGUCGCACCCAUGAGCAAACGACGAUGCGGGGUGGGCGUGGCUGUCUUAGAUGACUUGCUGUACGCAGUGGGAGGUCAUGAUGGCUCCUCCUAUCUCAACAGCAUCGAGAGAUAUGACCCACAGACAAACCAAUGGAGUAGUGACGUAGCGCCAACCAGCACCUGCAGAACAAGCGUAGGAGUAGCCGUCCUAGAUGGUUACAUGUACGCAGUGGGUGGACAGGACGGCGUCUCAUGUCUCAACAUAGUUGAGAGAUAUGAGCCUCAUGCUAACAGAUGGACCCGUGUAGCAUCCAUGAGCACACGAAGACUGGGCGUCGCUGUCGCAGUCCUUGGGGGUUUCCUGUACGCCGUAGGGGGGUCAGACGGCACCUCGCCCCUCAACACAGUGGAACGUUACGACCCCCGUUCCAACAAGUGGACACCCGUGGCCCCCAUGGGCACGCGGCGCAAACACCUUGGCUGCGCCGUCUACAACGACAUGCUGUUUGCCGUCGGCGGGAGGGACGACCAGACAGAGUUGAGCAGCGCCGAGCGCUACGACUCAACGACAAAUACGUGGAAGCCGAUCGUCGCGAUGAACUCAAGACGAAGUGGGGUGGGGUUGUCAGUUGUCAACGGUCAACUCAUGGCGGUGGGCGGCUUUGAUGGCACGACGUAUCUCAAGACAGUGGAAAUCUACGACCCGGAAACGAAAUCCUGGCGGAUGUGCGGCAGCAUGAACUAUCGGAGACUCGGGGGUGGGGUGGGCGUGGUUAAACUCCCCCAAUCAGAAUCUAAUGUCUGGUGAUGAAAUACAUGAUCAAAACUUCCCCCCUUGAACAUACUAAGCUCCCCCCCUCCUCCAGAGCAAUUCCCGUUGCUUGUCAUUUUGAAACUAGAGGGGUACCAUAAGGACUUUUAGCCCCUUGUUCACAUAUUGAUUGUAAGGUGCUUGCGUUGAAUAUUCAUGCCUGUGUCGUGUUUGUAGUAGUGUAAAUCAUGUGGCAUUUGAAAUGGGCUGGCCCCAGAAAGAUGGAAAUUCAACCCAUCCUACACCCAUUUCAACCCACGUUAUACCCGUUUCAACCCAUCUUACACCCAUUUCAACCCAUCUUGUGCCCGUUUCAACCCAUCUUACACCCGUUUCAGCCCAUUACAGUGGAACACCAUUACAGUAGAACGCCGCUCUAACAAAACAUCGCGGGAUCCACAGAAACUGUUCGUAAUAGCGAUCGUUCGGUAUAGCGAUUUUAAGCUGCUGGUGCUCCGGUACUCACUUUUUAAUAAAUAGCGCCCUUCAAAACUUCACCCUGCAUGUCCUGGUAGUUACUGAAAGACGACUUUGAACACGUGCUGACUAUUGAAUCAUGCAAUUACACAGUUUUUGAGCUUACUAACGACAGCAAUGGAUGGCUUUCCCCAUCUAUUCCUUGGAGAAAUUGCCACUUG
Messenger RNA from Patiria miniata (bat star), 2393 nucleotides. Its product is annotated as kelch-like protein 20. The transcript has 7 exons. The record is from RefSeq and is a predicted model, not a curated record. Bases 1 to 1752 code for a protein of 583 amino acids. NCBI's taxonomy places the organism in Eukaryota, Metazoa, Echinodermata, Asteroidea, Valvatida, Asterinidae. Gene Ontology annotation, molecular function: protein binding.